Molecule: messenger RNA, 943 nt
Organism: Toxotes jaculatrix (banded archerfish)
Lineage: Eukaryota; Metazoa; Chordata; Actinopteri; Toxotidae
Product: endonuclease domain-containing 1 protein-like
Exons: 2
Coding region: 56-943 (295 amino acids)
Molecular function (GO): metal ion binding; nucleic acid binding; hydrolase activity
Source: RefSeq, a predicted model, not a curated record
GCUCACAGAAGCAUACCUGACAUAUCAUCUCAUCCACAUCAGAGACCUCCUGAUUAUGGCGUUUUGGGUGCAGACAGCUUUCCUGCUUGUCAACAUCAUAACAUCAGCGGUAAGAGGGAGAGUGGAAAAAGAGCUGUCUCCAGAGUGCAGAGAAUUCCUCUAUAUGGGAACACCGCCAGCCGGGCUGGAGCACCACUCCCUCCGGUUCAUUUGUCAACAUUACAACAAGAAGCCACGCUAUGUGACGCUGUACAACACUGUGGACCACAUACCUGUCUACUCUGCCUACACCUUCAAACGCACAGAUGGGGAGAAAUGUGUGGAUGUGCCUUGGAUGUAUGAACCUCAGCUAUCUACAUCCUCUGACACAGACGAGAUGCAGCCCUUCCCACGUGGUUACAUGCACAUGAAUUUUGAAGAUGCCCAGGCUGUUCUGGAUGAUUAUACAAACGCCAUCCUCUACGAGCGUGGUACCCUCAACCCGGAUGAGCAUCAGGACGAGCCUGACGACAAGGCCUCCACCUACACCCUCACUAACGUUGUGCCUGUGGUGCCCGACUUCAACAACAGGGUCUGGAGCAAACAAGAGCACACAAUCCGCAAACGGCUCAACAACUACUGCCGCGGGACAGCUUACGUCGUCACAGGUAUCACCACCUCGGGGAAGAUGAUCCGCCGGGAAAACAUCAAUCGCAUUGCAGUACCCACAUACUUAUGGUCAGCCUAUUGCUGUGUGGACUUUGACCACAACGCACCUUACAAUGAGCGCUACAAGUUCCCGUCUUUUGCUCACUAUGGCCUCAAUGAGGAGGAGAACAACGAGGUGGUUGAAAUCUCUGUCCAGAAGCUGAAGGAGUUCCUCAGGAAGACCACCUUUGUAGACCAGAACUUUCAGAUCUUUGUCAGUGACUGUGUCCCGCCUGCAUCGAGUAAAACUGAAUAA